Austrofundulus limnaeus is the source of this 3056-nucleotide messenger RNA. It is a transcript of the gene fcsk, whose product is annotated as fucose kinase. Gene Ontology annotation, biological process: GDP-L-fucose salvage. The record is from RefSeq and is a predicted model, not a curated record. Gene Ontology annotation, molecular function: ATP binding; fucokinase activity. NCBI's taxonomy places the organism in Eukaryota, Metazoa, Chordata, Actinopteri, Cyprinodontiformes, Rivulidae.
UUAAAAGAACGGAAACCCGCGAGGUCCAAACGUUAAUAAAUCGGGCGAAGCGUAAACAUGUGAAGCGUGUGAAUUGAUAAGUUUAACAGAGUGGAUUAAAGGUGAUCAGGUUCGUGGCGGGUAAAACCGGUUUAACGGACUCCGCGCGCGGCUGCGAGAGUUCUCCUUUGACCCCCCGGAGCUUCAGGUGGUCCGGAGCCGCGGGGAGAUGACGGACGGCGGCGGGUUUCCGUGGACGGUGGUCGCUCUCACGUGCCAACACAAAGACAGCGUCUACGCUUUUCAGAGAGAGCUGGAGCUGCGGCAGCAGCGGGGUGGUCUCCCUCGGGGGGCGCUGCUGCUGACGGUCCGGGACCGGCAGGAGCCUCUGGGCAGCGGGGGGGCCACGCUGAACGCUCUGCUGGUGGCAGCAGAACACCUGAGCAGCCGGGCCGGCCACACGGUGGUGACGGCUGACGUCCUGGAUGAAGCUCACAUCCUGAUCCUCCACACGGGUCGAGACUUCCCCUGGAGCUCCUGCAGCCGGGCCUUCUGCUGGCUGCCGGACCAGACCCAGCAGGAAGUCCAGGCUCCCAUCUGUGUUCUGGACCUGCUGCUGGACCGGCUCAGUACCCAGAUCUGUCCCGGUUCCCCUCCUGGAGUCUGGGUCUGCAGCACCGACAUGAUCCUCACCGUGCCUCCAGGCUUCGGUCUGUCCUGGGACGGCUUCUCAGGAGUCCGGGUCCUGGCGGUACCAGGUGACGUUUCAUUCGCUGUCGACCAUGGAGUCUACCUGACGGACCCUCAGUUUACGUCCCCGGCGGUCUCUACGACUACCUGACUCUGUCCGGGCAGCAACACGUCCUCCGUCUGACUCGUGAUUGGACGAACAGAAACACUCUGUCUCACAUCCAGACUGAGAGCCGUGUGAGCGCCGGAGCUCGGAUCAUCAACAGCGUUCUGGACGCAGACGUUUCCGUGGAAACCGGAGCGGUGGUGCAACACUGCCACCUACAGGGUCCUCUGGACGUCCCCUCCGGCUGUCUGCUGUCGGGUCUCCAGGCGUCUGCGUCGCCGUGCGUCAGGCGGCUGAAGCUCAGCAGUGACAUCAUCAUCCAGGGACAUCGCAUCCAGCUGGGCGAGCUGAAGCUGAACGUGCACACGGUGAUGGGUGUGCGCGACGAUCUGCAGGUGUCCUCUGAUGACAGCAGCUCCUCCUUCCUCAACCAGAGAUGGAGCGUUUUCUUCAGCUCCACAGGAGUCCAGCCGGAGGACUUGUGGGUCCGAGGUGAGCAGCGGACCCUCCUGGAGGCCCGCCUCUUCCCAGUCCUCCACCCCAGAGGGGGCGUGGUUGGCCUGCAGGGAGGCGUGGCCUGGCUGCUGGGUGGGGCCGGGUGUCUGAGGAGGUGGAGGGAGGCGUGGAGGCUCUCUCUGAAGGAGGUGCUGUCGCUCACUCACCAGGAGGCGGAGCUCCAGUGGAGGGAGGAGCUUCUGUUCCUGGCGGGGAGGAAGAGGGUGACUGACGCACUGCGGAGUCGCACCGACACCUGCCUGCUGCCUUGCUUCAGGGCGGCGGUGCUGGGGGGCCAGCAGGGCGCGCUGCUGGAGACUCUGGACAACAUUGCAGCAGGAAGUGGAGAGAAGGAGGCGGAGCCUGGAGCAGAGAUGGGCGUGGCCGCCCGCUGUCUCUCCUGCAUCGCUGACGUGUUGGUGUGCAUGGCGGAGGGAAAGGGAGGGCUGAGAAGUGGACCAGCUGCUAAUGAGGCCUGGAGCUCCGCCUACUUCCUGUUGGAGGAGGGUAACCUGAGGGGCGGAGUCUACGCGCUCGCCGCACAGAGGCAGAAGUGGCUGAGCAGGCCGGACCUGCUGGUGCGAGCGGCAAGACACUACGAAGGCGCCGGACAGGUGCUGCUGCGACAGGCUGUGAUGUCAUCGCAGACAUUCAUUUCCAUUGGACGAGGAGCGAUGCCGCCGAUGGGGGAGUGGCAGGAAGUGGAGUGUCCAGCCCGACUGGACCUGGCAGGUGGCUGGAGCGACACCCCGCCCAUCGCCUUCGAGCACGGCGGCUCCGUGACCAACGUCGCUGUGAGGGUUGACGGGAAACGCCCCAUCGGUGCCAGAGCCCGCCUCAUCCUGGAGCCCCGCCUCCUGCUGGUCAGCAGCAGCAGGGGGCGGGGCAGCAGUGUUUCCACGGAGACGGUGUGUGAGAGCCUGGACCACCUGAGGGACUACUGUCAGCCUCACGCUCCCGGUACCAGCAGCAUCCUGGCGGGGGCGCUGUUGGCAGCGGUCUACAGAUGUACGGGUCGGACCUACGACACGGACUCCCUGAUCCACGGAGUCCUGUACCUGGAGCAGAUCCUGACCACAGGUGGGGGCUGGCAGGACCAGGUGGGCGGUCUUGUGGGUGGAGUCAAAGUGGGUCGUUCCCGGGCGGUCCUGCCCCUGCAGGUGGAGGUGGACCACCUGAGUCCUCCUCAGGACUUCCUGGAGUCUCUGCAGCAGCACCUCCUGCUGGUCUACACGGGGAAGACCCGCCUGGCCCGGAACCUGCUCCAGGACGUGGUCCGCAGCUGGUACAGCCGCCUGCCGGCCAUGGUUCUGAACGUCCAGCAGCUGGUGUCCAACUCUGAGGAGUGUGCCCGAGCGUGUUCAGAGGGUUCUCUGGUGGACCUGGGUCGGUGUUUGGACCGCUCGUGGCAGCAGAAGAAGCUGAUGGCGCCGGGCUGCGAGCCGGCCUCGGUCCGAGUCCUGAUGGAGGCUCUGAGACCGCUGGUCCUGGGUCAGAGCCUGGCCGGUGCCGGGGGGGGCGGCUUCCUGUACCUGCUGACCCGGGAGCCCCGGCAGCAGGAGGCGGUUCUGCAGGUUCUGCACAGAACACCGGGUCUGGGGGACGUCAGCGUUCACUCCGUGGAGCUGGACUCUGAGGGGCUCACCGUCCUGAACCCAAACACCGGGACCUGAAGAGUUCUGGUUCCUGAGGCCCGACAGGAUUUCAGCUGUGAUGAAGUCUGAUGAUCGUUAGAAUCAAUCAAAUGUUUUUCUGUUUUAAUAAAAAUAACUUUGAUUCAUAAGAA